CAACACUCCCCGUCUUGCCACUAAAAUCCCCCACCACUAAGUUUUGCCCCAUUUCUCCUUUCUUAUCAUUUUCAGUUCCGAGCUCAAUUGUGUUUUCCGUUCAUGCACCGAACGCCGCCUGCAAAUUGGGCAUAGGUUUCUUGUCCCUUUGCUUACCCCAGAUAUAAUAUUGGAUCCACAGCAGCUGCCUGCUUUGGAGACCAUUCGUCGUUAGUGUGAGUGUCGGGAUGGAGUCUGAGGACGACAUAAUUGACGACUUGGUUUCGAUGGAAGACGAUUUUUACAGCGGCGAUUUUAGCGAUUAUUACGACGACCCUAACGAUGAGGAUAACGAUUACUACUCUGAUGGUGAUGAUGAUUAUGGUUUACUUGAAGACGACGAGGAUGAUCAAGAGGCCGUCGUUUCUCGUCGCGACCAGCUAGGGUAUACUGUUUUGAAGGAAGCAGAUAUAAAACAACGACAGGAGGAUGACAUUUCUAAAGUUUCUACUGUUCUUUCAAUAUCAAGAGUUGACGCAACCCUUUUGCUCCGUUAUUAUAAUUGGAGUGUCAGUAAAGUGCAUGAUGAAUGGUUUGCUGAUGAAGAAGGAGUACGGCAAACUGUUGGAUUGUUGGAGACACCAGUUGUUCAAGUAUCCAAUGCUAGAGAACUUACUUGUGGGAUUUGUUUUGAAUCUCUCCCGCGUGACAAUAUUACUUCAGCUGCUUGUGGUCAUCCUUUUUGCCGGACUUGCUGGCAAGGCUACAUUUGUACAACCAUUAAUGAUGGUCCUGGAUGUUUAUCACUAAGAUGUCCUGUUCCAUCUUGUAAUGCUGCCGUUGGCCAAGAUAUGAUUGAUAAAUUGGCAACUAUUGAAGAAAAGAAAAAGUAUUCUCGUUAUCUACUUAGGUCUUAUAUUGAAGACAACAGGAAGACCAAAUGGUGUCCUGCUCCAGGGUGUGAAUUUGCUGUUGAUUUUGCUGUCGGCGGUGGAAAUUUUGAUGUCUCCUGCAUUUGCUCACGUAACUUUUGUUGGAAUUGUACGGAAGAAGCUCAUCGUCCUGUUGACUGUAAUACUGUGGCAAAAUGGAUUUUAAAGAAUAGUGCAGAGUCAGAAAAUAUGAAUUGGAUACUAGCUAAUUCCAAGCCUUGUCCCAAGUGCAAGCGUCCAAUUGAAAAGAACCAAGGGUGUAUGCACAUGACAUGCACGCCACCUUGUAAAUUUGAGUUUUGCUGGUUAUGCCUUGGCACGUGGUCAGAACAUGGUGAGAGAACUGGUGGUUUCUAUGCUUGUAAUCGUUAUGAAGCAGCUAAGCAAGAGGGAGUGUAUGAUGAGGCUGAAAGAAGGCGAGAAAUGGCAAAGAAUUCCUUGGAGAAAUACACUCAUUAUUAUGAGCGCUGGGCGAGCAAUCAAUUGUCAAGGCAGAAGGCUCUUGCAGAUUUAAAUCAGAUGCAAACUGUGCAGCUCGAGAAGCUUAGUGACUUACAAUGCACACCUGAGUCUCAGCUUAAGUUUAUAACAGAGGCAUGGCUUCAGAUAGUUGAAUGUAGACGAGUUCUCAAAUGGACUUAUGCGUAUGGGUAUUACCUUCCUGAGCACGAGCAUGCUAAGAGACAGUUUUUUGAGUACUUGCAAGGGGAGGCGGAGUCUGGUUUGGAAAGGCUUCAUCAGUGUGCUGAGAAGGAAUUGAAUAAAUUCAUUCUUUGUGAUGGCCCAUCAAAGGAGUUUGAUGAGUUUCGUGCAAAGUUAGCUGGGCUGACUAGUGUGACGAAGAAUUACUUUGAGAAUUUGGUUAGAGCGCUUGAGAAUGGGCUAGCAGAUGUGGACUCCCAGGCUGUUGCAGCUUGCAGUAAGACAACAAGCUCGAAAAAUUUGGGAGGGACUAGCAAGGGGCGAGGGGGCAGGGGAAAAGGGAGUUCUAAAACUGGUGGCUCCAGCAGAAAUGUAGAUGAUACAAGUAAUUAG
This is a messenger RNA of Theobroma umbraticum, 1946 nucleotides long. RefSeq names its product IBR domain-containing protein (gene ARI7). The record is from RefSeq and is a predicted model, not a curated record. Lineage: Eukaryota; Viridiplantae; Streptophyta; Magnoliopsida; Malvales; Malvaceae. Gene Ontology annotation, biological process: protein ubiquitination. Gene Ontology annotation, molecular function: ubiquitin-protein transferase activity; zinc ion binding.